This is a messenger RNA of Prosopis cineraria, 3575 nucleotides long. Its product is annotated as transcriptional repressor ILP1. Bases 189 to 3005 code for a protein of 938 amino acids. The record is from RefSeq and is a predicted model, not a curated record. Gene Ontology annotation, biological process: spliceosomal complex disassembly; mRNA splicing, via spliceosome. NCBI's taxonomy places the organism in Eukaryota, Viridiplantae, Streptophyta, Magnoliopsida, Fabales, Fabaceae. Gene Ontology annotation, molecular function: DNA binding. The transcript is spliced from 6 exons. Gene Ontology annotation, cellular component: nucleus; U2-type post-mRNA release spliceosomal complex.
GUUUCAAUGCUUGGAUUCAGACGGGUAGCAAGACUGAGAGCGCCUUGAUCCAGGACCUGUUGCGGAAGCAUUCAAAGACGGCGCGGCAAUCGAAGGUCGAGCAACCGGCCGUAUAGACAUUGUUCAACAAAUCCUUCAGAGGUUUGAAAUUGGAAUAAGAUAACAAAGUAUUAGUAGCCGUAGCCUCCAUGAGCAGCAGCAAAGCAAGGAAUUUUCGCCGCCGUGCCGGGGAUGACGAAGACGAGGGCACCGGCGGCGACACGGUCUCAACAACCAACCCGGUCAAACCCCCGUCGAAACCGUCGUCCAUCUCUGGCACCAAGCCUAAGAAGCCACAAGCCCCCAAGCUUCUCAGUUUUGCCGACGACGAAGAGAAUGAAACCCCAUCGCGUUCGAAACGGCCCGUUUCGGACAAGUCCUCUUCUCGCCUGGCCAAGCCGUCUUCCUCCUCCCACAAGAUGACUGCCCUGAAAGACCGUAUUGCUCAUUCCUCGUCGGCCAUCGUUCCUGUUCCUUCUAAUGUUCAGCCCCAAGCUGGAACCUACACCAAAGAAGCACUCCGUGAGCUCCAGAAGAACACACGAACUUUGGCCAGCAGUUCUCGUCCUUCUUCGGAGUCUAAACCCUCAUCUGAACCUGUUAUUGUAUUGAAAGGCCUGGUGAAACCUGCGGAACCAGUGAAAGAAGCACCGAAAUCGGAUUCUGAGGACGAACAAGAUGAGCUUAAGGAGAAAAAGGCUGACUUCUUUCGCAGUGUUAGAGAUGAUGCCCAGGACAAAUUGGCUUCAAUAGGGCUCACAAAUAACAAGAACUCAUCUGGGUCGCUGAUUCCUGAUGAAGAGACCAUAAAAGCUAUCCGGGCCAAGAGGGAACGACUGAGGCAGGCUCGUCCAGCAGCACCAGAUUACAUCUCUUUGGAUGGUGGAAGCAAUCAUGGUGCCGCUGAGGGGUUAAGCGAUGAAGAACCCGAGUUCCGUGGUCGAAUUGCCAUGCUUGGACAGAAAAUGGAAGGGGGAAAGAAGGGUGUCUUUGAAGAUGUAGAUGAGAGAGCCAUGAAUGUGCGCUUAAAGGAUAUUGGAGACUUUGAUGAUAAUGAUGAUGAGGAGGAGAAGAUGUGGGAAGAAGAGCAAUUUAGGAAAGGAUUGGGAAAAAGAAUGGAUGAAGGGUCUAAUGCUAGAGCAGGCAGCACUGAUGUUCCUGUUGCUCAAGGUGUCCAGCAGCAAAAAUUUGCUCCCUCAGCCGCUACUGCAUAUAGUGCAGCUUCAAGUGCCUCAGUAAGUCCCAGCAUAGGAGGAGCGAUAGGGGCAUCACAAGUAUUGGAUGUGAUGUCCUUAUCUCAACAAGCUGAGAUCGCAAAGAAAGCUCUGCAAGACAAUGUUAGGAGACUUAAGGAAUCCCAUGGACGAACAGUGUCAUCAUUGAAUAAAACUGAUGAAAAUUUGUCUUCCUCACUUUUGAAUAUCACUACUCUUGAAAACUCCUUAGUAGCAGCAGAUGAGAAGUACAGGUUUAUGCAAAAGCUUAGAAGCUAUGUGGCGAAUAUAUGUGACUUUUUACAGCAUAAAGCUCCUUAUAUUGAGGAACUUGAGGAGCAGAUGAAGGGUCUUCAUGGAGAUCGUGCUUCAGCUAUCUUUGAAAGAAGAAACACCAAUGAUGAUGAUGAAAUGAAGGAGGUAGAAGCAGCUGUGAAAGCUGCAAUGUCAGUUUUCAACAGGAAAGGUAGAAAUACUGAAGUAAUUGCUGCUGCUGCAAGUGCAGCUCUGGCUGCUUCUACUGCUGCAAGAGAGCAAAGAGACCUACCAGUGAAGUUAGAUGAAUUUGGUAGAGAUUUAAACCUUGAGAAACGGAUGAAAAUGAAAGCACAGGAAGAGGGACGCCAACGCAGGAAACUUCAGGCACUUAAACCUAAUAAACAGGCAUAUAUGGAAAUAGAUGAUCAAAAGAUAGAGGGAGAAUCCAGCACUGAUGAGAGUGAUAGUGAAAGCCAAGCUUAUCAAUCACAAUGUGAUUUAUUGCUGCAGACUGCGGAUCAAAUUUUCAGUGAUGCAGCUGAGGAAUAUGGCCAGCUCUCUUUGGUUAAAAAAAUAUUUGAAGAAUGGAAAAAACAUUAUUCAUCAAGCUAUCGUGAUGCUUAUAUGUCAUUGAGUCUUCCAUCUAUCUUCUCUCCAUAUGUGAGGUUGGAACUCCUGAAGUGGGAUCCACUCCGCAAGGCAUCUGGUUUUCAAGAUAUGAAAUGGUAUAAAUUGUUGUUCACCUAUGGUUUGCCUGAAGAUGGUAAAGAUCUGGUGGAUGAUGAUGAUGUCGACCUUGAACUUGUCCCUAAUUUGGUGGAGAAGGUUGCACUUCCUAUUCUUCAGUAUGAAAUUGCCCAUUGCUGGGACAUGCUUAGUCUACAGGAAACAGUUAAUGCAAUUACUGCUACGAAGUUGAUUGUACAACAUGUGUCUCAUGAGAGUGAUGCUCUUGCUGAUCUAUUAGUUUCCAUUCGGGCACGAUUGGCUGAUGCUGUUGCUAAUAUUACGGUCCCAACAUGGGGUCCGCUGAUACUAGCUGCUGUUCCCGAUGCUGCACGAGUCGCAGCAUAUCGAUUUGGUGUGUCCGUUCGACUAUUGAGAAAUAUUUGCCUGUGGAAGGAUGUUUUUGCAAUGCCAGUAUUAGAGAAGCUAGCCCUUGAUGAGCUUUUGUUCGCAAAAGUUUUACCUCACUUUCGAGUUAUUUCAGAAAAUGUACAUGAUGCAAUAACAAGAACAGAACGGAUUAUUGCUUCCAUAUCUGGCGUAUGGGCUGGCCCAAGUGUUGUAGGAGAUAGGAGUCGCAAGUUGCAGCCACUGGUUGAUUAUGUGCUGUCACUGGGAAGGAUUUUGGAGAAAAGAAAUGUUGGUGGUGUAAUGGAAGGUCACACAAGUCAACUUGCUCGGCGUUUGAAGAAAAUACUCGUUGACCUUAAUGAAUAUGAUAAUGCCAGGAACAUAGCCAGAACCUUCCAUCUGAAGGAGGCAUUGUGAGCUCGGAGCUGUGACAAAUUUAGGAUUAUUUUCUAGGGGCCUCCUUACAACCGAAGUGGGCUUUUAUACUGAACAUUCAUGUGGGGUAUGCAUUACAAUUGCAUGUCGUAUGGACCAUGAAAAUUACUGAGUUAUCUCACCCCCACACCACAGACAAAGGCGUAUGAAUAAGAACCUGCUGGGACAUGUGUACUUCAUCAUUGUUCUUUCUCUCACAGACAUGGCAGAGUUCUAACAGCAACCAUAAGAUGCAUAUAUUCCCUCUUCUUUCUGGUUGUGCAGAGGGAGGCAUUCCUUCGUCCUUGCCGCCGGUUGUUUUGCCGUUGGUUCUGCUGGGUUUGGGGUCCAAGAGGAAAGAGAGAUAUUGUAAAAAUUUCGCCGGGUUUUUAUAAUUCGUGUUUUUAGGGGAUUAUAUCAUCAUAAGUUGACUCUAGCCUAAUGCUAAUGUUCAAAGUUUUGGUUUAUCCAGAGGAUCUUCACUGAUAGGCUUUCCAUAUGACUAGGAAUUACCUUUCUCAUUAGUGAUGUGAGAACAUGCUUCCCUGAAUGAAUUCGUUGUCCUUGUUUAAA